AUGAAGACCAAGUCUCCCGCUGCUGCCGCCGGGCGCUCGGGUUCCUUUGGAGAUGACUUCCGUACCAGCAAGAAGGAUAAGCGUCAGAUCAAGCAUGCGACCCUCAUGUCCAAGAUCGCCAAGAGCUCCAAAUCUCAGAAGAAGCGCCGACCCUCGAAAAAAUUGGUCGCCAACCUAGAAUCCCUGGCCGAUGCGCUGCCGGACGCUGCUGAAGAGUCGCAUGAUGCCGCCAGUCAAGCCAAUGUCAUCAAGCAGAAGACGCUGCGACACAAGCCCGGUGCCUUGAAGCGUCGGGAAAAGCUGGAGAAGGUGGAACGGGAUCGGUUCGCACGGAACAUGGCCCAGAUGUCCGGUUUGCAGACUCAAGUGGCCGAUAGAAAUGCAGAGACCACCUCCGAAUCGAACCCGACCGCGAAUCGCUGGUCUGCACUGCGGAGUUUCAUCUCGCAGACCAUGGAGCAGCAGCCCGUCUUCAAGACCAACAAAUGA
Molecule: messenger RNA, 489 nt
Organism: Penicillium cinerascens
Lineage: Eukaryota; Fungi; Ascomycota; Eurotiomycetes; Eurotiales; Aspergillaceae
Product: FAM207/SLX9 family protein
Exons: 1
Coding region: 1-489 (162 amino acids)
Biological process (GO): maturation of SSU-rRNA from tricistronic rRNA transcript (SSU-rRNA, 5.8S rRNA, LSU-rRNA)
Cellular component (GO): nucleolus; 90S preribosome; preribosome, small subunit precursor
Source: RefSeq, a predicted model, not a curated record